Rhipicephalus microplus (southern cattle tick) is the source of this 782-nucleotide messenger RNA. RefSeq lists its product as uncharacterized. NCBI's taxonomy places the organism in Eukaryota, Metazoa, Arthropoda, Arachnida, Ixodida, Ixodidae. The record is from RefSeq and is a predicted model, not a curated record.
UGCGUUGGAGUCGUGAAUCGCUAGCUCUUUUCUGUCGGGCUAAUGUUAUCCACCAUUACCCGCAUAACAUACCUUGCUCUCAUUGUCUGCUGCGAAACACUUGUGGACCAGCGCUUUCGGACAAAGCUGCAGUCACGUUGCAUGAAUUAGCCCAGUUUGAAAACGAUCGCUUGGCGAUUAGAUCGAAAACGUUUUCUUAGAAGUGAGAGGUAAUGAGACCCGUUGUUGUCAUCAUCCUAGUGAUCGCUCUCACUAUUCAGCUUUUCGAAGAGGCCCUCUCUAAAAUAACGAGACCAAAAUUGAAAAAGAUAAGAGUGAAAAAGCCGAGGACCUCAAAAUCCAAGUCUAAAAUGACACGCAUUAAGCACUCGUCCAGUUCAAAAACUAAAAUAAAGGCCUCAAAGAAACCAGCGGUUGCAGCUACGGAUACUCAUAGCCAUCAUGGACAUGGAGGUCUUGGUGGACUUUAUGUGGCGCAAACGACAACUGAUUCGGUAGCUGCACUGGGCAAUACGGGUGCUGGCAUAACAGGAGUGGUACUGCAAAGUCAGGCUGGCAAAAAUGAUAAUAAGGUUGCCACCGAAGGUGAACAGGUCGGAGAGGAAAAUAACGAAAGUGAACAGUGAACCGCAAAAAAAGAACUAUAAUAAGCAAGAAGUCUGUGGUCUCGUCUCCACAAUACUAUAGCAGCACGUGACCCAUGGAUAGUUUCAUCAUUCAAAACAAUGAAUAUUUAGAAGUAUUGACAAGAACAGCCAAUAAAGCCAACUUAAGAUAGUUAA